AUGACUGAUAAAGCUCGUCUUGCUAAUCCGAAUGCCAUUAUCAAUACAAAAUAUAAUAAUGCACAUUUAUUUUUAGGCGACGGCAAAAAAGUUCACAUUCGAACAGGCAAUAAAACGAUUGAACAUGUUUUAACGAUUGUAAAUAAACAUACACGUAAAUUGCAAGAGGACGAAGAAUUUGCAGCUUAA
Messenger RNA from Cetraspora pellucida, 189 nucleotides. NCBI's taxonomy places the organism in Eukaryota, Fungi, Glomeromycota, Glomeromycetes, Diversisporales, Gigasporaceae. The record is from the annotation of a GenBank genome assembly.